Molecule: messenger RNA, 8551 nt
Organism: Xyrichtys novacula (pearly razorfish)
Lineage: Eukaryota; Metazoa; Chordata; Actinopteri; Labriformes; Labridae
Source: the annotation of a GenBank genome assembly
ACAGUGUCAGUGGGUAUGCAGAAGAAGGCGUCUGUAGAAAAUUUGUGAAGUCGUGCGUUCUGGAGAGAGACAACCUGUUGCUUUGCUGGAAGCAGAGGGACAUUUCCAGCUGCGACCUCAGAGUACUUCUACUCCACGCAUCAUCAGGCAGGAGAAUUACACACCCACUUGACACUAGCACCCACAUCUCUCGGAUCAUGACCAUCCCCGCGUGAAGACCCCCGUUACACAACUCAGGAGCGGCUCGGACAGCACUGGCUGCCUGUAUUGCGUAAUUUUACGGUAGUUAGCGGAUCUUAUUGACGGAAAUAUAAAGUUUUGGAAGUUUCAGAGGAGUGGAGUGCGCAGGAGUAACAUUUGGGGGUGCUGUAAUUUUGGAGACGAUGGCUAACUCCGGUAUUCAGCUGCUAGGAUUCUUCCUGUCGUUAAUUGGGAUCGUUGGCCUGAUCAUCGGGACCAUUUUACCGCAGUGGAAGAUGUCAGCCUACAUAGGGGACAACAUCAUCACAGCAGUGGCCAUGUACCAAGGACUGUGGAUGUCCUGCGCCUUCCAGAGCACCGGGCAGCUGCAGUGUAAGAUCUACGACUCCAUCCUCCAGCUGGACAGUAAGUAUUUCACUGUGAGUGGACAUGAGCUGUCAAUCAUCCAUGUUGACCUUUUUUAGACUAAAACUUAACAUUUAGCUCUCCACAUGCUCCCUCACCUGUGUGAGACCUCAAAGCACCACAUUGUAAGGGUUCUACCUCAGGGUAUGGGAUGCCAAUGAGGCCAUAAUUACACAGAGGCGCUACUGUAAUUACUGUAAUCAGUAACCUGUCCUUACAGAUGGACAAUGUCUUCUCCAUCAGGGUGUCAUCAGGGAGGAGGUGACAGGUGUAAUGAGGUUUGAUCAAUCAUACUACUGAAGCCUUUCUUGGAAACAUCACUUACAUUGUUACACAUUCUGGGAAACCCUCCCACCCCACCUAGCAUUUCUUCACACCUCAACCCUCAUACACAGUACCUGGUGCCAAGAAAUGGAGAAAAUUCCCGGGUGGCUAACAACCAGAAUUUAUUCAUGUAUAUUUAUUCUUUGUGAUUUUCAGGAUAACCAUCAAAUUUAAAAAAAUUAUAUAUGAUAAUUAAAGGUGCCAGAUGACAGUAAUAUCCAGGGUAAUGGGUUCAUGUAUUUAUAGGAAAGGUCACCAUGGUAUCACCAGUGCUGUAACACCACAUCUUUUUCAUUUUGCUUCACACUUUCACACAAUGCAAAGCAAACAUUUAUAUUAAUUCAUAACAAACAUGGUAGUCUAGAUUCAGCACUGGUAUUGUUAAUAUCAUCAGCUCAGCAAUAUUCACAGAUUUUAAAUUUAUAUUCUCUGUAGAUUAGAAAAAUUUUCGAGUACUCUGGAAAACUCAAUCAUUUUUUCACCACCUCUUUUAAUUUUAAUCAAAAAUAAUGAACAUUAUUUUUGCUCAGAAAUCCAAAGUAUCCGUCUGGAAAUUAUGGCCAGCUGUCUUAGAGCAAUAGCCACUUAUUAUCAGUUUCUGCUGAGUCUUAGUUUUACUGUGAAUAGUAAGCUUUACUGCUUGUAAAAGCAGGCUUCACUUUGGCUUGUUUGAUAGGAACUUGAGAAAGAAACAGAAUUUUCUAGUGAUAUAAAAAGUCUUUAUGUAGCGGAAAUAGCAGCAUUGUGAUUCAGAUUGAUGAUAAGCAAAAAUGGCAGCUUUGUUAGGUCUGCAAAAAGAGGAAAAAAGCAACUUUUAAAUUGUUUAGUCAAGUAGUGAUUAGAUUGAUAUUUUACGAGGCACUCAAGGAUGAUAGAAAAUAUAAACACCAGGUCUACGUUGUAUUAUCUAAGAGAAUCUCUUUACUACGUGAAAAAAUAUUAGUAUCUAGUAUGUCACUUAUUUUGUUCAACAGGCACCUGGACAUUAACAUGAAGAAGGACCAAAAGCUGCUGCCGCUAGCUUUGCAAACAUUACCCCCACUUAGCUAACCCAUUGACAAGCUCUUUGAUUGCUGGUUUAGUCAUAUUAAAUAAACUGUGAGGUUUCACACCCCGAGAACAUACUACAAAUUUGCAGCACAAUUAAGAGAUUUCUUGUUUCUAAGAAACAUGUCUAGCUCAGGUCCUAACGCUACAGUAGCUUUAGCUUGUUAUGAGUUUUAUCAAGUUACUUACUUUACAGUACUGUGGCCAAAAUUAAUCUAACAAAAGCAUCAUGCAAAUUUAAACACAAGACUAAAUAUCAGCAAACAGGACACUACAGAGAAAUAAGAACACAUUUGAUUUUCCUCACAAAUUGUAUAUAUAUAUAUAUAUAUAAAGUGGUGUGUUAUCUAUAUAUAUAUAUAUAUAUAUAUAUAUAUAUAUAUAUAUAGAUAAAUAGAUAGAUAGAUAGAUAGAUAGAUAGAUAGAUAGAUAGAUAGAUAGAUAGAUAGAUAGAUAUUGAGUUGGCUCAAAAUCACAGAUGUGCCACAGGGAUUUUACAGUCAAAUUUGUAAAGCAGCUUCAAAUCUGCCAAAUACAGUUCUGUAGCAAUAAUGGGACCAGUAUGAAGACAGGAUACAGUACAUCCUAUCUGUCCAUUCUAUCUGUGUUAACUGCAUAAUCAACCUACUGUUUCCCAUGCUCUCCUGCUCUAUAGCGUAGCCCCACCCCUCUACUUUUUCUCCUCUUCUUUCCUGCAAACCUCUCCGUCUUUGCCUCUCUCUACCCAUCCCUCCAUCCUCUCCUCCCUGCUGGAGGGUUUUGUUUGUUUGGGCAGGGCAGGGAUGGCCUGGACUGGCACAGACUGGUUCUAGGUGGACAGAGAGGGGGGAGGAAGAGACAAAGAGCAGAGGGGCUUCCCUGUGCUAGGUUUAUAGGGUCAGGAGGGGGGACUGAUAGAUGGGACCCCUACAGUAGUGUUUCAGUGUAGCAGGCCCCUCGAGCAGCAACAGAUGGGAGGAGUGUUAGAUGUGUUCCUUUGUCUCUCUGUUUGUGUGUGCUGGUGUGUGUCCAUGUGUUUCCCAUGGUUUCUCUUCCAGGAAAAGCUCACAAGAAAAUGUCCUGACAGGCUAAUGUGAACGUGAUUCACAACCUCAGGACACACAUAUAAAGCCUCCCUGAUACAUGGACAUUGGUUUAUUAGUCUCUCCUUAUCAUUUUCCUGUAAAUGUUGGACUGAUUCCCUUGAAUACAUACCCUCUUUGUGUUUCAAAAGUGUUUUCAUGCCUAACAUGUUGUACUGCACUCCCACAUUCCAGAAAACAAAAGUCCAGAUAUGAAGCGCCUCCCAUAGCUGAGCGAGCGCACGUUUUCCUGCACACCACUCAAUCUGUACCAUUUACCCCCCCUCCAUCUACCACAGCUUCUCUUCAGGCCACACGUGCCUUAAUGAUAGUCGGCAUCAUAGUGUCCAUCGCAGGGCUGGGCGUGGCCUGCAUGGGAAUGAAGUGUACCACCUGUGCAGGUAGUGACAAACUACGCAAGUCCCGCAUCGCCAUGACAGGGGGCAUCAUCCUGCUGGUAGGAGGUAAGAAUGAAAAGGUUGAUGAAAAUCCAUUUUCCUCGAAUGCAGAGCUCCAUGUACAAGUGGGGAACAGGCUUGAUUUCUUAGGUGAAUGUGUAUUCCAGUAAAACAACAAGUCCUAGUUAUAGUAACAUGGUAUAGACUUUUUAUGUCUCAAAUAGACUAAAACUGUGAAAAACUGAGCAUUUGUUCUUCAGGCCGUCAUUAGUUUUACAAGCCACCAGAUGUCACCAUGUUUGCAGCAUCUAAAGCUUGAAAGCGCCGAAGCUUCUGAAGGCUUCAUCUGCUCAUCACUAGUACUGUUUGUGAAUCCAAGGUCUGCAUGGAAGUGGCUGGCUGCCGAAAUGUUGUUGUACCCCUUCCUCUAACAAAAAAACCCCAUCAAACUUUCAGUUAAAUGUCAAAAAUCCCAAAGAUUGGACUAGUGCACACAAACAGAGUCUUGUGUCUUGUGUUUGAAGGAGGCACCCAGAAUAUUGACGUCGAGUUACAGUUGCAGUUCAAUUAGGCAAAUAAAUAAGACUACUGUCCCAGUAUACAAGCACUAAGCACAAGCACUAAGCAAGGAGCCUUUUAUUGACUAAAGUAUGUCCACCUGCACUACGCCCACUUUUGACUUAUUACGUCACUAACCAAACUAACCAACAAGUUUGCAUAUAGGUUACUUACUGUGUGUCGAUUCAAACAAUGAAAACAUGUACAACACCAUAUCUCUAUACCUUCUGUAGCUUCUCCCUCUGUAGGCUAAUUUAAAACUCCAGUUUUAGAUUGGGCUAAUGCAUUAAACAAAUGGAUUUUUCUAAACAUCAUGUAAAUGAAGUGACUCGGGAUAGAUCGAUUCAUUGUAGUCUGGCAUUUAUGAAAUAAUUUAACAUGAAACGGAUCACCUAAGUGAUUACUUUUUACUUUAAAGGGAUGUUAAAACUGCCAAAUACUGCCAAUUAUUACCAAGUCCUUUAUAUAACAGAACUUUUAAUGUUCUCACUACUCUCUUAUUGUUAUUCAAAAGCUUAAAGGUGAACUUACAGGUGUUGCAACACCACUGACUACCCAGUCUCCUUCGAGACCUGAUAAUGAAUUCAGUCUUACAUAAUGCUCUAUUGAACCUAGCCAAGCUCACCUCCUCAUCAACAUUUGCUCAGAUCUUGUGUACAUCACACGGUAGGUAGGAGGAGGUCUGGUCCCUUGUCCAGAGAGCCUUCCUCCCACUCGCAAGCUCCAGAGGUCUUUCGUCCAGUCCUCCUGGCACCAGCGCUAACAAAAGAGGCCUAAUGGCUCUGAAGAGAGGAGAAACACUAAAAGCUAAUUACACUGGAGUCAGUUGCUAGCUGCCUGGUGCAUACAAAGAGGAUAAAAGCUUGUCUACUCUGUUAGGUUUUGAUAAUGUGCUUGUGGACUGAUUGAUCCUCGAUGUUCACUUUCUCUCCUCUCAGGACUCUGUGCCAUUGUAGCGUGUUCCUGGUUUGCUCAUAAUGUGAUCCGAGCUUUCUACAACCCCUACACUCCAGUCAACACUAAGUAAGUGACUCAAAACAUGCUAGGUUAGCAAAAGAGAAAGAAAUAACAGGUAUUUCUCUCUAUUUUCAUGUUGAAUAGUGACAACAAUAGUGAUCAACUCCACUUCUACUUGUGUGUUUUAAGAUCUCCUUGGCAGUUUUUUUUACAUGUGGUUUCUCCUCCUGUCAUAGUAUUUUUCUUUAUCUCAUUGCAUUUGAUACUGUAACUGUUCUCUUAUUUCAUCUGUCUAUUUUUCGCAUUCUUUUUUAUAUUAGUGGUUCUUUGUAAAGGCACUGUAAGGAGUUUUAAUGCUUUGUUGAUUCUGCUAGUUUUUUUCGAUCAUAAAGACUACAUUUCCCAUGAGCACCAUCACCCACUGUCUUAAAUUUGUAACUCUUCAUGUGCACAUACAGCGACUACAGAUCUUUAUCUCAGUACAACUUUACUUUUGACUGCUUUUUAAAGGAUGCAGAAUGAUGAUGUGUGCUGAUUUUUAGCUAAAUUAGAGAUGAGUCUGUAUCAUCUCUGACUCAUUGAUGCCAAUGCAGCGACUUUGUUGCCCCCCCCCCAGCCACUUAUUUUCUAUUCUACGAAGCAAGUUUGACCUAGCGAGGUAGCCUUGGAGGUACCUCGCUCAACUUAGGGCAGUAGCCAGCGGUCUCGCUAAACGGUCUUACGACGUUGGUUGUCAACCUCGUAAGUGGAUCCUGCCUUGCUAUGAGCACGUGCACGCAUGUAAGGCGGAGCCCGCCGCAUCUGACCAAUCACGAACAUGGACCAGUCUGGAGCGUCAGAGCAGGCAGGAGAGCGAAGGACCGCGUACUUUACAAAUGAGGAGCAGGAGAUGAUCAUGAGAAAGUAUGAAGAAUUCAAAUCUAUCACAAACCUCAAAAGCAACACCGUCGCUGCUGCAAAAGCACGGAGGGAAUGCUGACAGAAAAUUGCGGACAGUCUCAAUGCAUAAGUGUAGUGCGCAAAAAAUCUUUGAUGCCAUUAUAACCCUGAAAUAGCACUGUUCAACAUGCGCUUUUAACAUGCACCAGACAUGUCUAAUUCAUUUCCAAGAUGAAUUCAUUCAUUUGUUCAUUCCUAUCGUGUUAACAUUUUUUGUGUGAUAUGUCGGCCAUAUGAGCCUUUCAUAAAGGUGGUCAUCCGGAGAAGUAAGUGGGUCCGUGCAGUCCCUGAAAAAUUUCGCGCCGGAGUACUCCUCGGACAAUGUGAGCACUGAGGUCUAUAGGAUCCUCCAAGAACAGACAAGCCAUUUUUCGAGAGAGCUCAUUGGUCAGUGGGCGGGGUUUUUAUACUCGGUGAGUUCAAUCUGGAACCUAACCUGUCCCAGAGCAGGUUAGCCGUUCAGCAUACGUUGCCAUGGAGACUCGCCUCGCUAAGAAGUGAAUCCGUGCCAUAGAACAGGAAACCCCAAAUUUACCCUCGAAGUUACCUCGCUAAGCAGUAAUCCUGCUUCGUAGAAUAGGCCCCUGUUGCUAAUUCCACUCCAUUAUCAGCUACAAAUACAAAACACAAUAUAAAUAGAAAACAGUCCAAAGAAAAUACAACUCCCCCAGCUGACUAACUAACCAUUAACAGCCAAACUGUGGUGCUCUAAUGAUAGACAUUCUAGGUUAAUGGCACACAUAAAAAAUAACCACUGUUGUCACUGAUAGUCUCAUUUUAUCACCUGCUUGAUAAGGAGGCAUCAGGAUAAGAAUGAAAAAUGAGUUGAAGCCUCCUCACAGUCUCUUUAAAGGUCUAACCGUUGCUGUAAAUACAUGAAUUUGAUCCUGUGAAUAUGACUUGGUAUAUGACUUAAUGUUAGAGAGCAGAUAGUGCUGAAAUUGACUCUUUUACUCUUUUCCAGACCAGACUGAUAGCAAAGAAACUUGAUUUCAGUGAACAGGAAAAAUUAGUUUUUAUAAAUCUCAAACAUUUCCUUUUAAAUGACGUGUAAACUCAAUCUUGUCUUCCUCAGGUUUGAGUUUGGUGCGGCCAUCUUCAUCGCCUGGGGGGGCUCCCUCCUGGAUGUCCUGGGUGGUGUCAUGUUGGCUGCUUCAUGUCCAAGAAAAAAACAUGUCUCCAAGUACCCCUCCAUGGCCAGCUCCCGUUCUGGUCCACCGAGCAGCACUAAAGAAUAUGUCUGAGAGCGCCCCCUAGGAGCUGACAGAAAACUUUCCCUCCUCUUUUAAAGCACCAGUGAGGAAUCAAACUGAUUUCUGUAGGGAAAGUUACGACACAGAGAGGCAGAGAAAUGCUGAGACAGGACUCAAUUCUGUUUAUAUUUGACCUGACAGGCCUUUGAUAACCCCUUGAUUAUCACGCAGUGCUCAAUUGUUUCACGAAUGAUGUCUCUCAUCCCGUCCACACAUUCAACAAUUGUUUACAAGCGGCAUUCACAAACACAUUAUAAUUGGAUCCCAUGACUUAAUAGAGAAGCCCCAAUUCUGGAAUUGUGGCUGAUUAGAGCCAACAAUAGCACCUCUGUGUUGGAGCUAGCAUCUAUUAGUAUUUACCAUGUAAUUAAAGAUGAUUAAUUUCAGUUCAGUGGCUCCAGAGCUCCUUAUAUCAGACACACACACAGGCGAACAAUGUUUAAUCCAGACUGUUGGUGAUUUUAAAAUAGACGUCACAACAAGCAGGGUGUGACUUCACACUCAGUGCCGAGUGUGUAGGGUGGCAUUUUACUAUAACACUCACUACAGCCUCCACCCUGCUCUCUUCAUACCACUGUCACAAACCCUGCUCGCAUAUGAAAUAUUUUAUUAAGUAGUCACCGUCACUCUAAUAGCAUCCAUAUCAGCUACUGUGAGAUUAUACUGCCUCUAUUUAUUUUUCACCUCUAGGAUAAGCUUUUUGCUCCUGUGUAGGUUUAUAUAAAUGGUAGUUUGCUGCUGCCCAUUUCUAACUUUCAGAGAUGUGAAGUCGUAUUUUUAAUAAUCUUCUUUGAGCACCGUGGGUUAUUUUUUAUUUUUUUUAAAUGUCAUUGUUUUAUACACUGUAGCAGGUAAUGGUGUCAUAAGGAAUGAACUGAAGGUUUUUUAACAUGUUCAACAGUGCUUUAACAAUAAAGAUAUCACGACGUUGUGAAUCUUGUAGUUGUCAUGGAAAAUGAGUUCAGUUAUUCCCCAGUUUCACUAGAAGUGUUUGUUUUGUUUUCGAUUGAAAAAAAAAAAAAAACUUAUUCCGGCAGGAAAAAUCAAAAGCGACGUCUGUCUGUUCCAAAGUGUGCAUGGCUUACUUACCUAGUUUUACUUACUUACCAUAGUAUACAUACACUGAUAUUUAGAGUAACAUUUUAUGUUUGUUUUUUUAUUUAGACAUAGGACAGUAGACAAAGAAGGAAACAGACUCAGAGAGCAGUAAAUGCCUGCUUUUAGGACUACAACUUAUGAAUAUGGGGCACGACUCAACUGCCAGGACUUGCACCUGCCCACAGCACCAAAACUUCCCAAUGAAUUGUUUGCAAUUCAUAAUAUCAUUGUGUUUGGUUUGGCCAUCUAACCAGCCUGACCUGGACCCCAAAGUGUAUCUGUGGGGGAAGAUGAGAAACCCAAAACCCAA